Molecule: messenger RNA, 2529 nt
Organism: Xiphophorus hellerii (green swordtail)
Lineage: Eukaryota; Metazoa; Chordata; Actinopteri; Cyprinodontiformes; Poeciliidae
Product: CST complex subunit CTC1-like
Exons: 12
Coding region: 2-2440 (812 amino acids)
Biological process (GO): telomere maintenance via telomere lengthening; positive regulation of DNA replication
Cellular component (GO): CST complex
Molecular function (GO): single-stranded DNA binding; telomeric repeat DNA binding
Source: RefSeq, a predicted model, not a curated record
GAUGAACCGUCACUCCUUCCUGCCUCACUGGAACUACAUCCCCCAUGAUGCCUCAGGGCGGGACCAGGAGAGAGGACACCUGGAGCUGAUUGGCUCUCCUGACCUGCUGGGACCCAAAGCUGAGCUGGGAUUGGCUGCUGGACUGAGAGGGGCGGGGCCUGAUGGCGGGGCGGGGCCUGAUGGAGCGCUGAGCGUCAGAGAAGCUGCAGGUGUUCUGAGGAACAGGGUCAGAGGUCAGCGGGUGUCAGUGUGGGGUCAGGUGGGCUCGGUGCACCCCCUGCUGGAGGUUUCAGGAAGCUGCUUCUUCUUCUUCUGUCUGGACGACCAACAGCAGACGGUUCCGGUUCUGGUGAAGGGCAGCAGGCUGUGGUGGGCCCAGUGUGUGUGUGUUGGUGUCACAGUGUGUGUUACGGCUCUCAGAGUGUGUGUCCUCAGAGGAUGGAGAGGAAACAGCGUGCUGUGUGUGACCGACCGUUCAGAGAUACACACUGGAUACACACCAGGACACACACACUCUGAGGCUACACACACACAGGAACACACACACCCAGAGGACCCGCAGCCCCUCCCCCUCUCUGUUACUGGCCCCGCCCACUCUGACCAGCUGCAGAAGGACCAGGAGGAGGCGGAGCCUGAGGAGCUUCCUGUCCAAUCAGGAGGGAGAAUCAAACGCUCCAGAGUCAUCAGCUACCAGGGCACAGUGACGGAGGUGGUGAGUGAGGGGGCGGGGCUUUACCUGCUGGACAGGAAGGUGGGGCUUUGCCUGGCCUAUCAGCCGCCAGCCAGGAGGAAACUGAGACCCGGAGACCAGGUGGAGCUGCAUCAGGUCCACUUCCUGUUCCGGCCGAGCCCUGACUUCCCUCCCAGCAUGCUUUGCUGCUGCCUUGGCUCCUCCCUCAGGGUGUCGGCCUUCAGCCGGGUGGGGGGAGCCUCCAGAGAGCCCGGUUGCCCUGGAGAUGGAGUAUUGCCACGGUUACUGCUGCAGAGCAACAGAGGAGUGGACCAGUACCUUUGGACCUACAGCCUGGCCUCCCAGCUGGUCCACAGUCUGGUCCCCAGCGAGCCCCCCUGUCCUCCUCUUCAUCCUCCUCUUCCUCACUGCGUCUGUCUCCUGUCCUGGAAACUAUCAGAGACUCUGUGGACACAGAGAGGACAGAGAGACAUUUACUCUGAGAUGUUGGACAGGCCUCACCGCUGUCCUCUGGACCAGUACCAGGUGGACCCGUUUGUCCCUCAGCUCCUCAGUGUCUCAGAUGUCCUCCAGUCCCUGCGGUUGUCCUGCUGGUCCUCUCUGCUGCCCCCUGGUGUCCUCAGCUCGUCUCAGGUCAACUCCGGUCUCUCCUGGUCCUGCAGUACGCUGACCUCUGACCCCAGGACAGGAGACAGUCUCAGGCCCCGCCCCCUACUGCUGGUCGGCGUCCUCCAGCUCCCCUCUGAAAGGUCAGAGUUCACACAGAGCCUGGAGCUCAGAGACGCUACAGCAGCUGUGAGCUGCGUCGUCACGGAAACCACAGAGGAGGAGAAUGGAGGUCAGAGGUCGGCCUUCAACACCGCCUGGAUCGGCAGCCUGGUGUGUGUGCGGAGCUUCACCAUGGUAACGGAGCGGUUCCUCCAAUCAGAGUUCCCAUCUUGCCGACACCUGGACCAGAACGGCUUCAUCUCCAACAGAACCAGCAGAGUUUACCUGCAGUUCUCUCUUGAUGACCUCAUCAUCCUGAGCCCCUCUGUUACCAUGGCAACACACCUGAGGAUGAGGGGGGCGGAGCCAGGAAGUGAAGACCUCCACAGGAACCAGAGGGAGGAAGAGGAGGGUGAUGAUGAAGGCUCAUGUCUGAAGAAAAGGCGAUGUGAUGAAGAGCUCUCCUCCUCUGUUGCCAUGGUAACAGCUCAUGAGGGCGGGGAGCCCCCCCGUCCUUGUGUCUCCAUGGUGAUUAGGGUGGAGUCUAAAGGAGGCGUGGCCUGGAGGAACGCAGUGAUUAGUGGCAGUGAUGAGGGGGCGGGGCUUCAGCUGGGCUUCUCUGCUACGGCUUUGCUGAUUGGUCCAGUGGUCAGCUGGGGGCGGGACCCGAAAAACCAGCCAAUGACGGAGAAGGAGGCGGAGCCAGAGAGGGAGGAGAAGGUGCUGCUGCAGUUCUCAGGUGUUUCCUCUCGAUGGUUUCCUCUCCUCCAGCCUGGAUCCAUCUACAGACUCACAGCACCAAACACUCAGGAUUCCAGCGUUCUGAUUGGUUGCAGCGAUGCUGGGCAGAAGGGGGUGGAGCUUCAUGCUGACUCCUCCCUCCAGGUGCGACCUGAUUGGAGGAUCCACACUCUGACCCGACCCCUGCUGCUGCCGCACACCUGGACUCAGGUAACCUGGUUCUGGUUCUGGUCAGACCCGGCUCCAGGGGAGUGUAUCUGGGGGCAGUGGCUGAUGUUGAGGGGGAAGAGAUGGCAUUAAACUGACUUUAAUUUAAUAUAAAUAGAUUUUUAAAAGUUUAAAAAGAUUAUUAUUUAUGUUAGAACAUAAUGAAAGUUUUUAUUUUCAUC